Rubroshorea leprosula is the source of this 1246-nucleotide messenger RNA. The record is from the annotation of a GenBank genome assembly. NCBI's taxonomy places the organism in Eukaryota, Viridiplantae, Streptophyta, Magnoliopsida, Malvales, Dipterocarpaceae.
AGAAAAUUCUCUCACUUUUGUUUUCUAUUUUCCCGCCAUUCUUAUGCGGAUAAAAUCCAGCUAACUUCCUGUUUGGAUCUCGAGAAAAUUCACCAGAAAGAAAAGGAUUCAAAUGCUUUAACAGCUUCGAAUUCAAAAAUGGAGUUCGAGAAGACUGCUUCACUUAAACAAGCAAAUUGUCACGCAUCCCAUGCCAAUCGGCACGGCCGAUUUAAGAGUUCUCAUUUCUUCAUUUCUGUAUAUUUCAACUUCACGUUUUCUCUCGUUUAUUGCUACAAUUUUCAAAAGAAUUCUGUUUAUUCAUCGAAGCUCUUUCCGGUUUAAUGCUUAUACGGAUCUUCAGUAUCACUAUUUUUGUGCAUUUUUUGGUUACACUCGGUAUGAUUCACUCACCAAAUUCCUGAUCCUUUUCGUUAUGGUGUCUUUCUCUCCAAGCAGGGUCCCUGACCAGUUUAUAUUAGAAUUAUUUGGUGAUUGUUUCUUCUUCUUUUAGCAUGAUAGCAACACGUGGGCUUGAUUUACAAAAGAAUUGUGUUCAUGGCUCUGGUUCCUAUAUAUAAAUCAGCUCAAAGGGAGAUUUACAAAAGAAUUAUACAGGAAUGUGCAACUAGCCUGCUCACUGCACAUUCAGAUAUGUUGGUUAAUGUUAGUUGUUAUCAAGUUUGUGCUAUAAGUUUCUCUUUACUAUCAAUUCUUGCAUUUUAAUAUUUAUUUUUGGUUACCAUCGAAGAAUGUUUGAGUUGAGAGAGAAUUAACCGUUCAGUAUACAUUGAAUGGGCACUGUAAGAUGUACCAUUCGCUUUUCGAGUGGUCAACAACUUGUUACUUGGCCAGCUAAGAAGCAUAUUUUUUGUUCUUUAUUUAUUUAUUGUUAUUGUUAUAAUAAUAAUUUUGCUAUGCUAUAUAUGCAGUUUGAAAAGUAUAGAUACAUGACAGUGCGACUAGCAGAUGGAAACAUUUAGUCAAAGCUGGAGAUACAACUGAAUAUGCUGAAAGCCAAACCUUUAUGUUGACUAAGGUUUCAUAUGAACCUAUGGAAUGGCAUAGCUUCGGUUCUUAUCACUUUGGACUCAUUAGAAGCUGUUCUAGAGUCAUAUUUUAAGUAUUGUGCCUAAAAAGGGAACAGUCAUACCAAAUGCAGAAUGUGAAGCCUAACGUAUGGGACUACUAUUUUGUGUUGAUGAAAGAUGGUGGUAUGAAAGGAUGAUUUCCUUUGUCUCUUUCUUAAUGAAAUUUGACAAGGCUG